Molecule: messenger RNA, 2161 nt
Organism: Argentina anserina (silverweed cinquefoil)
Lineage: Eukaryota; Viridiplantae; Streptophyta; Magnoliopsida; Rosales; Rosaceae
Exons: 4
Coding region: 39-1514 (491 amino acids)
Molecular function (GO): acetylglucosaminyltransferase activity
Source: RefSeq, a predicted model, not a curated record
CUUGUCACUCCAAAAUCGUUUUGCUCUGAACAUUUUUGAUGUACCAAAAAACCCAAAGAAAGGUUAAUUCGGUAAUUAAGGCGAUUCGAUUCUGGUAUCUCUCGCUUUCUUUACCUUUCUCAAUGCCCAAAGCCCUAACACCUUCUCGCCUCAAGGCCCUCCUCUUAGUCCUCUCUCUCUUCUUCAACCUCUGCCUCCUCUUCUCCCUCCACGCGCCUCAGUUCCAUCUCACGCGCUACUCCUCCUCCUCUUCAUCUCCCACCACGCGCCGCCACCUCGUCUUCGCCAUCGCGUCCUCCUCCCUCUCCUGGCCCCGCCGCAAGCCCUACCUCCGCAUCUGGCACUCCCCGUCCUCCACCCGCGCAUUCGCCUUCCUCGACCGCCCCGCCGAGCCAGGCUCCGGAUAUGACGACGGUGGCGGAGGCGCGGCGGAGAUCGUCUCCGGCGACACCUCCAGGUUCCCGUACACCGUCAAGGGCGGGCUCCGGUCCGCGAUCCGAGUGGCGCGCGUGGUGAAGGAGAUCGUGGACCGCGGCGAGGCGGACGUGCGGUGGUACGUGUUCGGCGACGACGACACGGUGUUCUUCGUCGACAACUUGGUGAGGACGCUGGCGAAGUACGAUCACGAUCGGUGGUACUACAUUGGGGGAAACUCGGAGAGCUACAUGCAGAAUGUCAAGUACGGCUUCGACAUGGCGUUCGGCGGCGGCGGAUUCGCCGUAUCACAUUCUCUGGCUAAGGCCUUGGCUAGGGUUUUCGACUCGUGCUUGAUGAGGUAUGGCCACUUGUACGGCAGUGAUUCCCGCGUUUUUUCAUGCGUGGCGGAGCUCGGCAUUGGCUUAACUCAUGAGCCUGGCUUUCAUCAGGUCGAUAUGCGGGGUAAUUUGUUUGGAAUGCUAUCCGCACAUCCAUUGUCACCUUUGGUUUCGCUUCACCAUUUGGAGGCUGCAGAUUCGAUUUUCCCUAACAUGAACAACACUCAAGCUUUGGAACAUCUUUUUAAGGCGGUGAAUGUUGAUCCUGCCAGGAUAUUGCAGCAAACUGUAUGCUAUGACCGUACACAUUCAUUGACUGUUUCGGUUGCAUGGGGCUAUGCCAUUCAGGUGUAUGAUGGAAAUGAGCUUCUUCCGGACCUUCUUUCCCUGCAGAGAACAUUUAUGCCGUGGAGAAGGAGCCGUAGUGCUGAGGCAAGUCAGUACAUGUUCAAAAUGAGAGAUUAUCCUAGAGAUGCAUGUAAAAGGCCCACUAUCUUUUAUUUGGAAAGUGUUGGCUCUAAUAAGCAUGGCAUCUGGAGCAACUACGCUAGGCACAAUGUGGAAAACUGUUCCAAAGAAAAUGCAAUAAGGAACCUGGAACAUAUCAGAGUUGUGUCGCAGAAGCUAGAGCUUGAUGUUGAAGAGAUGAAGGCUCCUCGUCGUCAGUGCUGCAACAUUGUGCAACCGUCUUUUAAUGAGUCAAUGACUAUCAAUAUUAGACGUUGCAGAGAUGAUGAACUUAUAUCCAUGAAUAUCUAGCAUCCAUCCCUUGGAACAGUUGCACUGAGAAUGGAGGUAUAUGCAGAAUUCGGAGAAUUUGAACUAAUUGUGGUUUAGUGUGGAUUGUGGAAUCUUUUAAAGCUGGAAUUAUGUUUUCUGCUGUCAGGAGGAAGGCGAUGUGCUGGGAGCUGACCAUUUGCCUUCAAAUCAACACAUGGAGCAAAAUUGGAAAAUUAUGAUUUUGAAUGAGUCCUCUGAAAAGAAGAAUGCUAAAUGUGUUGGAGUCUCUUGUCAAAAGGAAGCUAUGAGAAUCUGCAGCUGGUUGUUUUUUGGUGUCUGAUGAGGUUCACUCUUAAAUUUUCCACUUUCUGGCAUCCUUUAUCUUAGAAAUUUCAUGAAUAGAGGGAAUGUAACAAUAACAUCAACCGCCUAUUUGCUAAUUGCUAGUUUAUGGAGAUGAACCCAAGUAUAUGUGGAAAUGUAGGAUUUUGAAUUGACUAAUGAAGUGAGGUAUGUAUUCAUGUUGUAAUCCAUUUUGCCACGUCUAUUAUUGUCAAAGGAGUUUGUGCAGAGUAAGGAUUUUCGAGAGCACUGUGAUUAUAGUCUUCAAUUUGUUGUGCAUUUCCUUUUUGACGAUGAUGACAUUGAUGAUAUUUGGCUGACUUCUGAGAGGAAAUCAGUGAAUG